This is a messenger RNA of Alosa alosa (allis shad), 3913 nucleotides long. It is a transcript of the gene rin1a, whose product is annotated as Ras and Rab interactor 1a. Gene Ontology annotation, molecular function: small GTPase binding; guanyl-nucleotide exchange factor activity. Gene Ontology annotation, biological process: vesicle-mediated transport. NCBI's taxonomy places the organism in Eukaryota, Metazoa, Chordata, Actinopteri, Clupeiformes, Clupeidae. Bases 239 to 2719 code for a protein of 826 amino acids. The transcript has 11 exons. Gene Ontology annotation, cellular component: cytosol; endocytic vesicle. The record is from RefSeq and is a predicted model, not a curated record.
GCUCCACCGAAAGCGAUGAGCGUGUUUAACCACAAUACCCACGGGAAGACGAGACUGAGCCAUGAUACAAUCAAAAUCGCGUGAAGUUUCGCGGACGGCAUGUUCAUUAAAAUAAGAACAAAAAUGUACUCACUAGUACUAGUAUUGGUCAUAAUUUAGCCUGUAGUCCUAUGGAUCCGACGGCAUCUGGAGAACUUUCGGCACUUUUAACGACCUAUAAAGACUGAUUAUCAGAAAGAUGCAGACUGACCCUGUGUAUGACUACCCUGAGGCCCAGCCGGUGGGGGAGAGGCAGGUGUGUCCUCAGAGGGGGUCCCUGAAGAGCAUCAGUGUGCUGGACCGUCUGCUGCUCACACACCCUGUGUGGCUACAGCUGUCCAUCAACUCUGCCACUGCCCUUCACGUCCUGCAACGGGAGCCUCCCGGGACAUUCCUGGUUCGCAAGUCCAGCACAUCCCAGAAGAAGGUGCUCUGUGUCCGGCUGGCCGAUGACAGUGUGCCCUCCUUUGUAAAGCAGUUUGUGAUUCGUGAAGAGGACUCCACUUUCUCCCUGGACAGCUCAGCCAUACGCUUCCCUGAUCUCUGCCGUCUCAUUGCCUUCUACUGCGUCAGUCGGGAUGUCCUGCCAUUUACUCUUGAACUGCCAGAGGCCAUAGCGAGAGCCUCAUCACACAAGCAACUUGAGUCAAUCUCCCACAUGGGUGUAGAGUUCUGGAGCUCACAGCUGAACUUCAGGGGGCCUCGUAAUGGUCCUCUGCCCACUGCUGAGGUCCUAGCCCCACCGCCCCCAGCUCUCAAGCCCGAGGACUGCAUCACGCCCAUAGAGAACCCCACCCUGUUCGAGCAGUUCUGUCCCAUCCGCACGCGGAGCCCCCGAGAGCUGGACAUCGGCACGGGCCAGGGAGCCCUGUGCUUCAUCAACCCCCUCUUCCUGCAGGACGAGCCUGCCCUGCACCGGCGCAACCGCUUCAAGCGCAGCAUCAAAGUGCGCGUGUCCACCGAGAACUCCAGUCUGCUCUCGCCUCCGGUCGCCCCGCCGCCGCCGCCACCGCUGCUGGCCAAAGCCAAGAAAGGCAAAGGCGCACGGCAGAAGGCCGCCGUGGUGGACGAGGCCAAAGACAGACCAAAGGAGACCGCGGCAGCGCCAGAGGAGGUCUCAGACUACCGGGCACCCAGCUUGCUGCUACCCAAGAAAACGAGAGCUCUGGUGUCACCCACUCUCUCGCCAACAGCAGAGGAGGACGACUAUCAAAUGCCAAAAGCUCUGCUACGGAGCUGUGAUCAGAGAAGGGAGGAGGAAGAGGAGGAUGAGGAGGAAGAGGAUGAAGAGUUGAGUGAAGAUGCAGGGCUGGUGCUGGAGCAGAGGUGUGCUCCGUCUCUUAGCGAGCUGGAGAGCAGCAGCUCCCUCAGCAGCCUGGACGAGGCCGAGGAGGCCGAGCGGCCGCCUCUCCACAGGGGCACCAGCGCACCGGCCGCCCCCCUCCCCAGCCCUACUGCGCAGCCCCAUCCCCAGCCCGUCUCCGCCCUGCGCAAGAUGAGCGCCGCCUUCGUCUCCUUCUUCAUGCCGGAGAAGCGCGUGGCCCGCAUGGUGGAGGAGCUGUCGCGCGACCGGCGCCUGGCCUUCGGCGGCCUCGUACAGGACUUCCUGCGUCAGCAGCGUGAGAGCCUCAAGUUGCCUAAGGUGACCUCGGCCGUGGAGAUGCUGCAGGGCAUCCGCCAUUUCCUCUCUCAGGCCAAGGCAUUCCUCCAGGACUGCGGGGAACUGGAGCCCCCCAUUGAGACCUUGCUGCCAGAGGAUGAAAAAGAUCAGGCUCUGGAGAAGGCCAUGUUCCGCUCUGUGUUGAAACCACUGAAGGGACAGAUUGACGGAGCCCUCCGUGCACUUCACGACAGAGAUGGCUCCUCCCAGCGCCUGGCUGAGAGCCUCAAAAGGGCGAAGAAGAGCUCGCCUCUGGAGCUUUUCGGGGUGCAGGUCAACGUGCCAGAUGCCCAGGGCAUAGAGCAGGUACGGCAGAAGCUAAUCAUGCUACAGCGCGCCUACUCUCCCAUUGACAAAGUGCUCCUGCUGCUACAAGUGUGCAAACUCAUCUACAAGGCCAUGAACAAAGACAAACGGAAGGAGUUUGGUGCAGAUGACUUCCUGCCAGCUCUCUCCUAUGUGAUUGUACAGUGUAACCUACCAGAGCUUCUGAUAGAAGUAGAGUACAUGAUGGAACUGCUUGACACCCCAUGGCUCACUGGAGAAGGUGGGUACUAUCUGACCAGCGUUUAUGCCAGCUUAUGCCUCAUCCAGAGCGAGCUGACGACUCCUCCUGCCAGUGGGCUGACUCGAGAGGCCCGAGAGUCACUCAAAGAGUGGAGUCACCGCCGCAGCAACGACUCCAAAAGAGGGAAAAAUUUUCAUCAGAGGUUUGUGAAAGUACUCUUCCAGAAUGAGGAGAGUAGCUUGGUGAAGACCCUCCAGUGGAAGAAAGGGGUAAACGUGGAGGUCUUGGCCCAAGUCUGUGCUGCCAAGUUUGGCAUCAGUGAGCCAGACGACUACAGUCUCUUCUGGAUAAAAGAUGGGGAGCCUGAGUCUCUUCCCCCUGACUCUAAAAUUGAUGACUUCUUGGCCUUGAGUGGCAGUAGGUCUCCCCUUAUUUACCAGCUCCAGAACCCUGAGGCAAGGUCACGCAAACUGACCAGAGGGGGUGCUGUGGACCUAGUGGAGUCAGUGUAAUUCUGGCAAAAAAUAUACCCAAGUUUUAUCCAUUGAUGGUGAAUUCAGUUAUACAUUGGUACGUGUUUGGUAGCUGUGUUCCAUGCACUUAUAUAUUUGAUUGCUCUUAUUUGCAUUGAUUCAGAUGAGGGGGCAUCCAUGUUCAUUUAGGAUAAAUACUGGUUAUUGCAUAAAGUGUUUUAAAAGAUGAUUAGUGGUGGAAAACAACUGUAAAUAAUAGUCAUAAAAUGUUGAAUAUAACAAUACAAUGGUAUAUUUAAAAUCCAUCUUCUGGCAUGACUGUAUAAUAUGUAUAAAUGGAAACAUGAGCCAUAUUUAUUUCAUACUCUUCUCCAUUCAUGGGACCAGACAUGACUGCAUGUGGGAAAAAACGGUUUAAUUUCCAGAGGACUGCAGUCAAAACCAGCACAAACAAGGCGCUGGAUUUCCUUUAAAAACCCAGCUGUAACCUGAUGGAAGCAAAACAGUUUUCUUGCAUUUAAAUAACUGCAGCUACGUUUGAGUUUACUUCAUACGAUGUUGGUUCAGACAUUUUAAACUCUGGCAACCACAAACCUCUCCCAUUGUUGUCCUUAGGUGGAGAAUAUAAAUGUAUUGUAAAUCACUUUAAUGCAUCCAAAGCAUUUCACACAAUUAUACUACUAUGAUAAUGCCAAGAACUUGUAAAUCAUGAAUGUUGAUGACCUUGUUUUUAGAAUGUGCAGGUACACAUGAACCAUAAAACAAGCACUUCUCUAUGAUGGAGCUGACAGCAGUCUUUGCCAGUUUCAUGAAAUCAUUCCACUAUAUUUUAAGGACUAUGGACAUUCUGAAGAUUUGUUUCAUGGACAUGUCAAUAUUGUCUCAAGUUAGUGUAGUUAUAGCCAAUGACUUGGAUUUCCAUUUUUACUGAUUGUUGAAACCUGGGAAAAUGUCUGUGGACAGAGACUGUUGGCUGUUUAUUGCAAUCCUCGAGGAAAAGUAAGCCAGAUUUUAUCUUCACUAACCUUAAAAUAUUUCUGGCACUUGCAGAGACUCACAGAAACACUUGGCAAUUGGCAGACUUUAAGCCUGUGAGAUUUUUCCUGGAGAUUGUCUCCUCCUUUCUUUGUUUUUGGAAUAACUUGAUAUGUUAUUUUUUGCCGAGUUCUCACCAAUGUUGUUGGCAGGUUGUUGUCUUGUUCUUUUUCUGUGAAAUAAAUAUUCAGCUCUAUA